AUGGUAUACUCGAUCGAGCUGGGCUAUGACCCAGAGGAAUGGGAGGAAUGUCCAGAAGAUGAGUAUUUCAUGCUGUUCGGCUUCUUUACGAGGAUGUUCCUGUCGUUGGUUGCUGUUGGCACGACUGCUUUGCUAUUUUGGUUCAUUGAAGCACGAAAACAAUGGGCUAAACUCGCUAAAGACACCACUGAGACACAACAAGCACCGAUCUAUAUUCAAACGGUACACGCUUACCAAUUAAACGUGCAUCUCGAUUCUAAGCAGUAA
Anisakis simplex (herring worm) is the source of this 267-nucleotide messenger RNA. NCBI's taxonomy places the organism in Eukaryota, Metazoa, Nematoda, Chromadorea, Rhabditida, Anisakidae. The record is from the annotation of a GenBank genome assembly.